Molecule: messenger RNA, 1521 nt
Organism: Perca flavescens (yellow perch)
Lineage: Eukaryota; Metazoa; Chordata; Actinopteri; Perciformes; Percidae
Gene: agmat
Product: agmatinase (putative)
Exons: 7
Coding region: 73-1161 (362 amino acids)
Molecular function (GO): metal ion binding; agmatinase activity
Source: RefSeq, a predicted model, not a curated record
UCUAGGCCACCGUAGGGAAACACUUAAAGUAGCAGCUGGAGUGAACUGUGUCAUCACAACUUACGCCGCUUCAUGUCACGCUCAGAACUCACAGCAAGUAUGUUUUCAUUUUGGAGAACCCUUACUAUACCUCGCACUGCUAGUGGGACUGCAGCGGACUUCUUCUUUCUACCUCGUCAAACGUCGGUUCUCUACCCCAACCGAAAGUGCUCGGGGAAAAGGUACAAUGUGCCACCGAGCGCCGAGUUUGUUGCCAGAGUGUCGGGGAUCCCCACCAUGGCCAAGUUACCUUUCCAGGAGACAGCGGACGGGCUAGACGCGGCGUUUAUCGGGGUCCCAAUUGAUACCGGGACCUCCAACCGACCCGGAGCAAGGUUUGGCCCCCGGCAGAUCCGAGUGGAAUCUGCCAUGUUGAGAUCUUACAACAGUGGCACCAGGGCAGCGCCUUACGAGUCCCUCAUGGUGGCUGAUAUUGGGGACGUCAAUGUGAAUGUGUAUGACCUGAAGGACACCUGCAAACGCAUCAGGGAGGCCUACAGAAAGAUCCUGGCUACCGGCUGUAUUCCUCUGACUAUGGGUGGUGAUCACACAAUUGCAUAUCCAAUCCUGCAAGCUGUUGCUGAGAAGCAUGGCCCAGUGGGGCUGAUCCACGUGGAUGCUCAUGCUGACACAAGUGAUGUGGUCUUGGGGGAGAAGAUUGGACAUGGGACUCCAUUCAGACGUUGUGUGGAGGAAGGGCUACUGGACUGCAAGAGAGUGGUUCAGAUCGGGCUGCGCGGUUCAGGCUACUCUCCAGAUUCCUAUGAAUGGAGCCGGGCGCAGGGUUUCCGUGUGGUACAAGCGGAAGAGUUUUGGUUCAAAUCUCUUGCACCUGUGAUGGCUGAGGUCAGAGGUCAGAUGGGCGGCGGUCCAGUAUACCUCAGCUUCGACAUCGAUGCUCUUGACCCGGGUUUUGCCCCGGGAACAGGCACACCAGAGAUAGCAGGGCUUACUCCCAUACAGGGAGUUGAGAUUAUUCGGGGCUGUCGUGGUCUAAACCUUGUUGGAUGUGAUCUGGUGGAGGUGUCUCCACCCUACGACACCACAGGAAACACUGCACUGACUGGUGCCAACCUUCUUUUUGAAAUGUUGUGCGUGCUCCCAAAAAUGAAAUACUACUGAUCAUUACAGACUACACACACAACAGAACAGGUAGUUUGUUCAUAAUAAUCAAUUGAGCAGCCUGCCCUGCUGAAUAAACCGGUAAGGAAGGCAAAUUACCCAACAUAUACAUUUAAAAGUUUGAAUCGAUAAACAUUGCAUUUCAUUGCAACCAUCAAGAUGAUGAAUGCACUAUUGAAGACCCUUUGAAACUCGACUGUAGCAGACAUCAUGUACACUAGCUUGUAAAAAGCGUUUUGAUAAAUCAAAGUCCAAAAUAUUCUCAUCUUUCAAGCUGCAUACUUGGUUGUACUGUACUUGUGGUUUUUAUCUGUGAAAUGCGCUCUAUAAAUAAACUUUACUUACUUACUUACUACUUAC